Molecule: messenger RNA, 863 nt
Organism: Talpa occidentalis (Iberian mole)
Lineage: Eukaryota; Metazoa; Chordata; Mammalia; Eulipotyphla; Talpidae
Gene: TEX38
Product: testis expressed 38
Exons: 2
Coding region: 85-723 (212 amino acids)
Source: RefSeq, a predicted model, not a curated record
UCCAAGGACUCCUAUUGGCUGGACAGAUGGGUAAAUGAACUCAUUCUCCCCAGAGCUAUCAGCCAGGUACCAAGGCUCGAGCUUAUGGAUUCCCAACGGCAGGACCUGAGCCUCCCUGGCAUGUGGGUCUCAUUGUACUUUGCAUUCCUGGGGCUGUGUUCUGUGAUAACUGGCUGCUGCAUUGUCUUUCUGCACUGGAGGAAGAACUUGCAGCGGGAAGAGCGUGCCCAGGAGUGGGUGGAAGCGAUGAGAGUCACCACAUUCACCUACAGCCCACUGCUGUACUGGGUUAACAAGCGACGAUACCAAGGCAUGUCUGCGGCCAUCAACAUGGGCCCGCCCUCUGCUAUCACCAAGCCUGAGGCUGAGGUUCAGAAUUCAGAGUCAGAGUUGGACAUCCCUGAGAGCAGCUGUGCUGCCCAAGACAGCAGCCCCAAGACAGAAGCCCCUGUCUCUCUGCAACCUGUCUUGCAGCAGGUCCUGCAGCAGCAGUGCCAGUCUUCUGCGAUGCCUCAGCCCCAUGCAAGCUCCCCACUCUCAAUUCCCAUCUUUCGGGAGGUGCCCAUCACCCUCUCCCUGGGCAACCUACCCCCCUUGCUGAACCACUCAGUCUCCUACCCUUUGGCCACCUGUCCUGAAAGGAGGGCCCACUUCCAUUCUCUUCCCACACUGGCCCAUGGGGACCACUGCUUUAAUGCCAAGCCUUUUGCUUCAGAAUUGUAGUCUGCUCUCACUGAGAGUGGGAGCUGGAGGUAACAGCAGAGCCAGAAAUUAAGCUACCUCAGGAAGGUAACUGUAUUAACAGAGGCCAGGGCAUUAUGAAAGAUUAAAAAAAGUUCAAGGCUCCCUUGUGUCUCAUUUGU